CCUAGAUAUCUGUCUCUUCGAUCUCAUCACUCACAAAUAUUUUCCUUUUUUCUUUUGGCUAAUUCUUUUCCUUUGCAGCAGCCUCUCAAUUUUUCCCUCUCCCCAAAUCCUAACCUUCAAACCUCCAGCCUUCUUCUAACAGGCUAGCAGGAUGGGAGAGACCAGGGACAACGAGUACGAGGAUGAACUUCUUGACUAUGAGGAAGAAGAUGCUCAAGCUCCUGACUCUGUCGCUACCAAAGCCAAUGGUGAAGCCGCCAAGAAGGGCUAUGUUGGAAUUCACAGUUCAGGAUUCAGGGACUUCCUUUUGAAGCCAGAGCUUCUUCGAGCUAUCGUGGACUCUGGAUUUGAGCAUCCAUCAGAAGGUAAUAUACUACUAUCACACUAUUGAUUUCGGAGCAGUAUUCUGGUUUGGUAAACCUUUCAUCACGGACGUUAUAUUUUACUUACCUACGGUUCCUUGGAUACGAUUUUAUUUGGUUCUUCAUCAGUGCAACAUGAAUGUAUACCUCAAGCUAUUUUGGGGAUGGAUGUCAUUUGCCAAGCUAAAUCUGGGAUGGGAAAGACUGCAGUUUUUGUUCUUUCAACCUUGCAGCAAACUGAGCCAAACCCGGGCCAAGUUACUGCACUUGUUUUAUGUCAUACCAGAGAGUUAGCUUAUCAGAUCUGCCAUGAGUUUGAGCGAUUCAGUACAUAUCUGCCUGAUAUCAAGGUUGCUGUCUUUUAUGGUGGUGUUAAUAUCAAAAGUCACAAAGAUCUGCUGAAAAAUGAAUGCCCUCAAAUUGUUGUUGGCACACCAGGAAGAAUACUAGCUCUUGCAAGAGAUAAAGACCUAUCAUUGAAGAAUGUGAGGCAUUUUAUCCUUGAUGAAUGUGACAAGAUGCUUGAAUCACUCGACAUGAGAAGAGAUGUGCAGGAGAUAUUCAAGAUGACUCCUCAUGAUAAGCAAGUUAUGAUGUUUUCGGCAACACUCAGCAAAGAAAUCCGCCCAGUCUGCAAGAAAUUUAUGCAAGAUCCAAUGGAAAUAUAUGUUGAUGAUGAGGCCAAGUUGACUCUUCAUGGUCUUGUACAGCACUACAUCAAAUUGAGUGAGCUGGAGAAGAAUCGGAAGCUGAAUGACCUCCUUGAUGCAUUGGACUUUAAUCAAGUUGUAAUCUUUGUCAAAAGUGUGAGCAGAGCUGCAGAGUUGAACAAGUUACUUGUUGAAUGUAAUUUUCCCUCUAUAUGCAUCCAUUCUGGGAUGUCUCAGGAAGAAAGGUUGACACGUUACAAGGGUUUCAAGGAGGGAAACAAGAGGAUUCUUGUGGCCACAGAUUUGGUUGGAAGAGGAAUUGACAUUGAGCGUGUCAAUAUUGUCAUCAAUUAUGACAUGCCAGAUUCUGCUGACACUUAUCUUCACAGGGUUGGUAGAGCUGGUAGGUUUGGCACUAAGGGUCUUGCAAUUACUUUUGUUUCCUCUGCAUCUGAUUCCGAUAUUCUUAAUCAGGUUCAAGCAAGAUUUGAGGUGGAUAUAAAGGAACUUCCAGAGCAGAUUGAUACAUCUACAUACAUGCCAUCAUAAGGGAAGGAUGAUGGAGGGAGGCUUUUUGAAGUUAAAUCUGGAUGUGGGUUCCGCUGGCCCUUUUAUGUACCUCUUGAAACUGAAGUCCAAUAUGAUCUACAUAUGUGAUAUUGGAGACACCAAGUCGGAUAGAUUCUCUUAUUCUCAGUUGUUUUAUACUGCUUUGUAGAGUUGCAUCUAAGACCUUUUAUUCUGUUGCUUUUGGGAACUUUACUACUAGUAUUUUUUUUUUUAAAUUUUGCAUUAGAAUUGCAUAUAAAUUCUGGUGAUAGUUUGGUGUUGAUGAUUAGAUUGUUAGACAUGAUUUUAAUGUUAUAAUUUAAUAAGUUGGACUUAUUAGGUACCUAUUGUAGGAUAUUCGAGACAUGAAGUGAAUUAGAUUGUAGUUUAGUGGAGUGUUUGUAUUAGCGGUCGGUUUUUAAGUUAAAAUUUCAGGUUCAACUAAAUGAGAAUGUGGACAUGUCUUUGUCAA
Messenger RNA from Mangifera indica (mango), 2033 nucleotides. RefSeq names its product DEAD-box ATP-dependent RNA helicase 15. The record is from RefSeq and is a predicted model, not a curated record. The transcript has 12 exons. Gene Ontology annotation, molecular function: RNA binding; ATP binding; RNA helicase activity. NCBI's taxonomy places the organism in Eukaryota, Viridiplantae, Streptophyta, Magnoliopsida, Sapindales, Anacardiaceae. Bases 527 to 1561 code for a protein of 344 amino acids.